Enterobius vermicularis (human pinworm) is the source of this 1092-nucleotide messenger RNA. The record is from the annotation of a GenBank genome assembly. NCBI's taxonomy places the organism in Eukaryota, Metazoa, Nematoda, Chromadorea, Rhabditida, Oxyuridae.
AUAUCAAAAAAAAAAGGAAGUUUUUUCUUCUUUCUCGAUAUUAUAUCUGUUUUUAAUGUGUGCUGUUUAGUGAGUGAAUUUUAUGCAACAUCAAAACGGCUUACCAAAUAUUUGAUGGAGAAACACAAUUGCAAUACACCACCAGAAAAUAAAGUGGAAGUACUCUAUGAAAUUGAAGUGGUCCAUAUUCUGAGCAUUGAAGAAAUCAAAAAUACAAUGUCUGUAUUGGUGUAUAUUGAAGAGCGAUGGUAUGACAAAUCGCUAAGUUGGGAUCCAAAGCAGUUUUCAAUGUUAAAUACCACAUGGCUUCCGACAGAUAUCAUCUGGGUUCCUGACAUCAUUGUAUUUAACAUGCUUGAGCAUACUGAAUUGCUAAGAAGUGUUCGAGCUCCGGCUCAAGUUGAUUAUACCGGCCUGGUGAAAUGGUCAUAUCCAGCGAUUUAUACUGUUAUGUGCGCCAUUUAUGUUCAUUACUUUCCAUUUGAUGAACAAAAAUGCUACUUGGAAAUUGCUAGUUGGGGUUAUGAUGAAAACAAGCUUCGGUUGAAUGCUUCAUCGAAACAACUACUUGUUCAUUAUACAUCCAAUGAUGAAUGGGCUUUAAAAUAUGUUGGUUUGAAAAAAUCACAAUUUGUUCACGAAGAUGUUGCUGUUUCUGAGAUAAAACUGAUGAUCAAAGUGUUACGUAAACCAUUGUACUACAUGGUAUCGUUGGUUGUACCGUCAUACAUCAUUUCAAUCUUGUCUAUUGCCGGCUUAUUUGCUAUAUUCUCAACCACCAACGAAAGACAAGAAAGGUUCACACUUGGAGUAACAGCUACGCUCACGAUGGCUGUACUGUCGCUUGUGGUUUCUGAAAAAACACCUCACAGCUCUGAGCAGAUACCAUUACUAAUUUGGUAUUUCAUUUACAAUGUAUUGGUAAUUACAAUAGCAACCAUAAGCACUUCAAUUUCAAUGAUUAUACACUCGAAAGGUUUUGCAUACAGCAGUAAAAUGCCACCAAAAUGGGCUCUUGCUCUCUUCUUUAUACGAGAAAGUUGGUUCAGAAAACAGGUAACUUAUCAAAACUGGUACUUCAAAUAUUUUUAA